This is a messenger RNA of Candida dubliniensis CD36, 630 nucleotides long. RefSeq lists its product as uncharacterized. Lineage: Eukaryota; Fungi; Ascomycota; Pichiomycetes; Serinales; Debaryomycetaceae. The record is from RefSeq and is a predicted model, not a curated record. Bases 1 to 630 code for a protein of 209 amino acids. The transcript has 2 exons.
AUGAUAGAUAAACCUAGCGUUAUACGUAAACGAAUACGUUCGGAAUACAAAUUUGCAAACUCAUUUACACCUUUUUUACUAGAGCAGCAACCACAUAAUCUGGAACAGCGGCUAUCUUCCCAAUUACCUAAAAUUCCCCUACAAUUAGGACAAAGCAUUCUUGAAUUCAUUGAUAGCUUUCCUCUAGCAAUAACAACACCGCCGCCACCGCCACCACCACCACCACCAAUAGAAACCUGUCAACUGGGAAUAGAUUUCGGCAAAAAUAUACUAGUAAAACCUAAAUCCUCGGCCCGCAAAAAAUCUAAAUUGAAACAACAGCCACAUUUCACAUUUCUAUCUCGCCAUCGUCGUCCGCCCCACCAAAAGAAUGAUAAUAAUAAUGACAAUGACCAGGACGAGGACGAGGAUGAAGAUGAUAAUAAUUAUCAAAUUGGAAGUUCAUCUUCUAUACCAAGUGAUGUAGAAGAAGUUCAAUUGGUGUAUAAUAAAUCAAACACUCCAAAAUAUCUUGGUCAAUUCAUUAAUGUAUAUCUGGAUAAUCGAUUAAAACGUCAAUGUAAAUCAUGUCCUGCCAUGUAUACGGAUUUAAAAGGAUUUAAUCGACAUUAUGAAAGUAAACAUUUAUAA